AGGCCGUUGAGCGUUAACUCUCUUCAGAAUACCAAUUCUACUUUCCUUUUAAGUUCUUCUUCUUCUUUCUGUCUUGAAGUCACGCAUUUGUACGCCUUCACUCCGAUGCGCAUACGUGAAACAGCGGAUGCGCGCCUCCACGACCCCGCAACGCCACCACUUCGUCCUCUACUAAGACAUUUUAAGUUUCUUUCCUGUACCGCUUUCUUUUUUUCUUUUACACCUCUGUGGAAGCUAAAACUGAUUUCCAAAUAAUAAUUCCAGCUUACUCACUGGAUUACCGCCUACGAAGUCUGACCGCUUUGUUCUCUUUUGAGGAGACAGCUCGUAUAUGCGUCACCACGUGCGUCGAAGAACACUUUAGCUUUCCUUUCCGGCUCCUCUUGUUUCCUCCUUCCGACCAUCUGUCACUCUGUGCACUCACUUGAGAGCUAGAGCUACAGCUACAGCGUUGGUCUCAGCAAGCGAAUCGCCAGCAAACAUCUCUGAUUUCUGUACCCCGAGUGUUCCGCCUCACACCAUGUCCGCCAACGUCGACGUGCCGUACACGCAGCGCAGCGUCUCCGCGCUCUCGCAGCGCAGAACCAACCCCGCCAACGCACGCGCACCGCAGCCCAUCAGCGACUCCAUGGUGCGUGAGCGCCUCUCCGUCAAUCUGCCGGACCGCUUCCACUACCUCCACAACACAGUGCCGAUGGGCCGCCACAGGGCACAGCACCACCGCCACCACCGCCGCAGCACCAGCUCCGGCAGCGACCAGAGCGGCGACAACGGCAAGGACGACGCGCACAGCGACCUCAACGACUGCACCAGCUACGCGCCGCCGUUGGGGCACGACGACAACGCGGACGACCGGACGCGGACCGAGCGGCGCAGCAACGUCAGCAGCGACGACAGCGGCAGCGACAGCGACAGCGGCAGCGACGACGACGCCCCGCCCGCCGAGGAGGAGUACGCCUUCUACGCGCGGCUCGUCAAGCUGGGCCGCGGCGACGGCCACGACGGCGCCCACCCAGCAGCCGGUGCGCCGCUCGUCGCGCAGUGCUGCGACACCGUCCGUGGCACCGUGGACCUGCUCGACGAGGUCCGCCUCUCCACCGGCGACGCGGCGGACGGGGACCGGUUCUUCUGGCUCGACCUGCACGGCGUGCCUCCCCCGCUCCCCGGGUCAGCGGAGUGGGGGCAGCGGCCGCGGCGGUGGCAGCGGAAGCAGCACGCCGCGUUGAGGGCUGCGGCGCAGGCGGCGGCGCAGAGCGGCGGUGGACGGCCGCCGGAGGUGGAGAUGCGGGCGCUGUGGACGGCGCUGGGGCUGCAGGGCACCACCAUCGAGGCCCUGGCGGAGGUGUGCCAGCAGCGCCAGCUCAACCCGCGCCCCGAGCGCACCUCGCUGGACGACGUGUACGAGGAGGAGACGGUCGGCUUCGCCUGUCCCGACGACCGCGUGCUGCACGUGGAGCCGCUGGCCGCCGUGACGGAGGUUUCGCUGACGGCCCAGUCGGAGCCGAUCUCGCCCGAGAACCGUCGCGAGGCGCCACCGCGAGCCGGCCUCGCCUCCGCGCGCCUCGGUGCGACCCACUACGUGGUGAUGGAGCUGGCCACGCUGCUGACCAGUGUGCCCGCGACGGCGACGAGCACCAGCGCCGGCGCGUGGUCCAGCACCUUCCUGUCGCGCGCGGGGCCCGGCGACUUCGCUAAUGAGCCGCUGAACGACGCGGUGUGGUCGGAGGCGAUGGGGCGCGGCAUGCACGCCUUCUCCCCCGGCAUCCGCGAUGCGGCGGCGGCAGCGGUGGCCGGUGCUUCGCGGCGCGGGGGGCUGAGGGCCGGUCGCGGCGGACGCGGAAACCGCCAGCUGGCGCCGUCCACAUUCCACCCCGCCGAGCUCGCCACGACGCCCCUCGUCACCUCCACCUACGUCAUCUGCUUCCCCGGCGGCUGCGUGACGUGGUGCCCGGGCAGCACGUUGGGGCUGGUCAGCGCCGUGCGGCGGGAGAAGCGGCUCGCGGCAGCACAGCAGCGUCGCCACCGGUGGAACAGCCCCUCCGCAGCGGAGAACGGCACCCCCGCCCCGCUGUCGACGGACCCGCACCACCACAGCGGCGACGACUCCUCCGACGCCGACGCCGACGUGGACGACGGACUCGAGGUGCACUACGUGAAGUCGUGGGAGCGGCUGCAGGCCUCCGUCUUCCAGCGCCUUCGCCACAUGGCUUCUCGCAAGGCGGUCAGCGCCUCCUGUGGCACGCCCGCCGCAGCUGCGGGUGCCGCCUCCCUGUGCACCUCCGGCUUCGUCGCCCUUCUCCUGUCCACCGUUUUCGACGCCUAUCUGCCCAACACCUCCGUGGUGCUUGACGAAGUUAACGGUAUUGACUCCAUGCUGUCGGUGGAGGGCUCGGAGGAGGAGGGACGCGCCCAAGCCGAUGCGCUGCGCCGCGUGCUGCUGCUGCGCCGCCGCCUCUCCGUGCAUCGCCGUCUGCUGUUCCAGAAGGCACGCCUGCUGGAGGCGUUGGACAAGCCGGCGAUGCACACCUUCGCGCGUUUCGUGCGGACGGCGAGGGGGCCGACGUGGCCUGCCAGGACGGCCGAGCAGACCUACGGAGGUGGGGGUGUGAGCAACGUGCACGACGGCGGUGAUGCGAGCGCUACGUGCUUCCCCGCCGCUGGAGGAAAAGGACACGCCGGCGGCAGGAAGCGCAACGCAAACGCGAGUCGCUCCCGCGCACGGAUGGGGGAGCCGCCCUCGCUGGAUGCCAUUCACAAGGGCAUGCUGAGCGUGCUGCGCAACCUGGAAGCUGCGCGCACGGUGCUGGGCAACACAACUCUGAUUUACAGCUCGAAAAAGGAGUACCACAGCGCUCGCACGAGCGUGACCUCGGACUAUUUCGUGCUGGUAUGUCAGUACGUGUUUCUGAUUGUCCUCCCCCUGCAUUUGGUGGCUGCGCACUGGGGCAUGAACUGUAUGGUGCCGUUCAAAGACCUGGGCAGUGUCACCCCGUUCUGGACCAUUGUGGGCAUUAUUUUGUUUCUGUCCGUUGCGGGUGUUGCGGUGCCCAUUUACGCCUAUCGUAUUCGGCGCAUCGAGAUGAUUGCGUGA
Leptomonas pyrrhocoris is the source of this 3091-nucleotide messenger RNA. RefSeq lists its product as hypothetical. Lineage: Eukaryota; Euglenozoa; Kinetoplastea; Trypanosomatida; Trypanosomatidae. The record is from RefSeq and is a predicted model, not a curated record. The transcript has a single exon. The coding region runs from base 521 to 3091 and encodes 856 amino acids.